GGGAAAGCCACCAUAGAGAGGCAGGGCAGGAAGAGCGGCGCCGCGCGGCCCGCCCUCCCCGGCGCGACUACAUCCGGGACCAUAGAGAUGCCAACGAGACAGGAUCUUCCCCGCCAGAGCGGCGCCUCGGAGGCCGCUCGCCCCGCCCCGUCACCGUACUCACAGUAAAGCCUCACCGCGCGGAGCACGCCCCGCGUUCCGCCGCCGCUACGGGAAAGCCCAGCCCGGUGCAGAGUGAGCACUCACCGCCUGCUCGCUCCUGCUGGGGUAGCACAAGUCUGCAGGAUCCCCUCUGGCUGCCCCGGCACCCGGGCACGCUUCGGGCACGCCGCUGCCACCCGCCAGAGGGUCGGUAGCGGGACGCACACCGCACAACCGCGCACCGGUGUUACCUUUCCUUCUCCCCUCCGUACCUCCUCUCCGCACCUACGGACCCUUCGGCACCCUGCACGGCGAGGCCGUGCACGGGGUUGCGGCCAUGGAAAGGACACCGGAGCCUACGGGUGGUACCACGGGGCGGUUUUCCACGCCGGAGCAGCACCGGUGCAGCUGGGAGCUGCGCUCGGCGGCGGGGGCCAGCGAGCUGCGGCUGAGCUGCCGGACGCCGGCGGGCGGCGGGGCACGGAGCUGCGCCUACCGCGGGGAGCCGCGGCUCUGUCCCGCAUACGGCGUCCGCAGCCGCCGGUACUGGCGGCAGGUUCUGGGCCGGCUGCGGCGGCGGCGACACCCCUGCGACCCGGGCGGGCCUCUCAGCGCCCGCCUCUGCGGACCUGGCCGGGCUCCUUCCGAAGCACAGCUCCGCCUGGCCCCAGGUUUUGGCACCGACCUCGGCACCUCACCGCCGUCCGCUACCGCGGGGCCGCCCAUUGGGGACCCCACGGAGACCUACUGCGGCGAGCGGUGGCAUUCCCUGUGCAGCUUCUUCGUCGGCUUCUGGGAGGGCUGAACCACCCCCGCCGGUCUCCCACCCAGCCCUGCCUGCCCUCGCCCCUCUGCCACUCCAUCCCUCAGCUUUGU
Messenger RNA from Calypte anna (Anna's hummingbird), 1017 nucleotides. It is a transcript of the gene FGFBP3, whose product is annotated as fibroblast growth factor binding protein 3. Gene Ontology annotation, molecular function: growth factor binding. Bases 479 to 946 code for a protein of 155 amino acids. The record is from RefSeq and is a predicted model, not a curated record. The transcript is spliced from 2 exons. NCBI's taxonomy places the organism in Eukaryota, Metazoa, Chordata, Aves, Apodiformes, Trochilidae. Gene Ontology annotation, biological process: cell-cell signaling.